GUGGUUGGCAAACAGGAAAGAGGAGCACGCUAUAAGAGGAGCAUUAGCCGGGAGACGCGUCAAAACAUUUAGCCGAGAGAGGAGGGGAGGGGGAAACACGCUGGAGAGCGCUCACAAUGAAGACCUGAAUUGUCUUUAAUGUUUUGUUUUGUUUGUUUGUUUUUUUUUUUGUUUGUUUUUUCCUUAAAGCCAAUAGCUUGUUUAUUACAGAACGGCACAAAACUAUUAGGACGCAGUGAGGAUUCGACACCUUUUCUUUAAAGUUCGGUCCGGCGUCGCGCUCCUGGGGCGCUUCUGAGUCAAAUCCUGGAUAAGCGCGGCGGGAGGAAAAGUGUCAGUUUCAGCACCUGAGAGGAGGAAAGCUCCACUCUGCCUGCUCCUUCUGGGAAACCCUGCCCCAAAAACUAUUCUGCCGCUUCUGAUGUGAACUGCCCCGGUCCGACAAGCUGCUUCCCCCUGCCCGCUGCAAGUGAGGAAGAAGCGCACAGAUCCGCUCAGGGAAGGAUCGGCGACCGACUGUGUGCUCAAUAUGUACCAGGGGCAUUUACAGGGGAAAGACUCUAGGGCUGCAGAUAAGACUGUUGCCAUGGUCCUGAAGGAGAUACCAAGUAAGGCGUCAUCAGAAGGGAAGCCCCUCCUCACGGUGACUACCAAGCUGGUGAGCGAGCAACAAGAGAGUCGGCCGCUAUUAAGCCCUUCCAUCGACGAUUUCCUCUGCGAGACCAAAUGUGAUGGGAUUUCCCGCCCAGUGACUUCCAACACAGCCGUUCUUUCUUCGACACUGGACCUUUUAGAUCUCAGUGAACCGGGAGAAAGGAGGAAUAGCAAGGACAAGAAAAGUGCUCUGGUGUCCCGGGGUGACGGUCAAAAGAACAGCUCACACAAGAAAAAGACAGAUGAGACAGAGCUGAUCCAGGUGGAAGUUGAACAGACAGGACCAGGCAUGCGAAACCCUGAGAGGGCAUCGCUUGAGUCAGUUACCAUUGGAUCGUUGGAUAAAUGGGAAGAACUUAAUCCCAAAGCUGAGAAGAAUGGCAACAGAAAAUGGAAGCUGGAGAGACGGCGCUCUUCAAAAAACUCAUCCAAUGAGUUCUUGUGGUCUAUAGACUGCAAAAUCCAAUCUGACUCAUCAAAUAAGAACUUGUUGGAAGCAAACACCAAAGCAGAGCCAGAAUCAGCCUUGGCAUCACAACUCAACAGGCAGUAUAUUAGUGGAAGACAUGCUCGUCUAACGAAGGAGCAGCGCUGGGGGAGUGCCCUCCUGUCAAGACAUCAGUCCCUGGAGGAGGAGUUUGAGCGAGCCAAGGCUGCUGUUGAGUCGGACACAGAGUUCUGGGACAAAAUGCAGGCAGAGUGGGAAGAACUGGCCCGACGAAACUGGCUGACAGAAAACGAGCAGGCACAAAUACCCUCAUCUGUAUCUCCACAUGAAAAGGGUUACUACUUCCACACAGAUAAUCCUUAUAAGGACUUGCCUAAUGCAUUUGAGGAGGGACUGAAGAAAUCUCGAGAGGGAGACUUGCCAAACGCUGUGCUUUUGCUCGAAGCAGCUGUCUUGCAAGACCCUCAUGAUUCAGAGGCCUGGCAAGUCUUAGGGACAACACAGGCAGAAAAUGAAAAUGAGCAGGCGGCAAUUGUCUCCCUCCAAAGGUGUCUGGAGCUCCACCCUAACAACCUACCGGCCCUCAUGGCUCUGGCCGUGAGCCUGACCAACACCGGCAUGCGUCAUGACGCCUGUGAAGCCCUGCUCCGCUGGUUGAAACACAAUCCCAAGUACAAGAACCUGCUGAAGGCCAAGAUCCAUCUGAUAGGCUCCCCCAACUCUCAGCGCAGACUGUCUUACGCUCUCAACGCAGGCCGACAUGAAAGCUCACUGCUGCCAGAGGUCAAGGAGCUCUUCCUGGAAGCAGCUCAGAACAACUCGGACAGCGUUGACCCGGAUUUACAGACGGGCCUUGGGGUCCUCUACAACCUCAGCGGAGAGUUCAACAAAGCUGUAGAGGCUUUCAAUACGGCCCUGUCAGUCCGGCCUGAGGACUAUUUGCUGUGGAAUCGCCUUGGAGCCACAUUAGCGAACGGCGACCGGAGUGAAGAGGCAGUGGAGGCUUACACGCGAGCCCUCGAGCUGCAUCCAGGGUUCAUCAGGUCCCGCUACAACCUGGGCAUCAGCUGCAUCAACCUGGGGGCCCACAGAGAGGCAGCCAGUAACUUCCUGACGGCUUUAAGUCUCCAGAGGAAAAGCCAGAGCGGUCAGCAGUCCCAUCAGGUGAUGUCUGGCAACAUCUGGGCAGCUCUGAGGAUAGCUUUAUCUAUGAUGGACCAACCCGAACUCUUCCAGGCCGCAAACAUUGGCGAUCUGGAUCUCCUGAUGAGGGCCUUUAACUUGGACUUUUGAGUAAGGGAUGGAUUGCGCUCUGUCAUUUGUUCUCUGAUCUCUAGCCAGAAGCCAAAAGCCCAAAGUGCACAUGGUUUGAGUUAACACACCAGUGUGUGUGUUUAGUUUCUGCAUAUCAAAAUGAACUAAAAAGGUCAAACCCUGUCAUGUCUUCUCGCCCUAAAUUUCUUGAGAGCAGUUCGGAGGGCCGCUUCUUCCAGGGGUUCGGAUGGACUGCUUAGCAAUGGAAUUUGCACAGCAAUUUGUGAUUUCCCUAAAGAGCACAAGGACGGGCGAAGAUUGUAAGAGCAAUGCCUUAGAGGACACAUCAAUUAAAAACUGACUCAUGCAGUGGAACAGAGGUGAGCCAGGAGUGACAGCCAGAUUUAAGACUCCCACAGAGGAACCCUCACAAGCCAUUUGCAGCAGAAAAGAUGAGGUUUUGAGAGGAAGAUCUGUUGACUCAGGACUGUCUCUCCCCCUCUCUGACGGAUGGAUACUGUGAGCCGAACAAUAAAGGCUGCACCUUAUAACCCCGGAGCUCUAUAUUGUCUUCCUGGCUUCAUCUCCCCCUCUGUCAAUGGAGACUUAUUACUCUGCAUCAAAAAAACCACAACAAACAUUUUCAGAAAUGGAGAGAUUAGAAUAGUUAUAGAAGUUUUCCCUUUGCACUUUUAGAUGACUUCCUCUAUCCACGUGGAAUGCGCAACCCAGGUUGUAAAGCCUUAAUGAGAUGCAUGCGUCCAACAUUAUUUAUUUACACUAUUUUUAUGGCAACAAGGAACAAAAUAUAUCAAAGCCAUUUUCAGACCGGGUUAAAUUUCUUAACAUAAGUGCUGUUCUUAGAACCUGUACAAUUUCUGAUCCGCUAAUCUCAGUUCAGUUGUUUAUAUAUUUAUGCAGCUUGUAUGUAAUAUUUGUUGCUUUAAUGCUGACUGGCUGGAGGAAUGCACACAGUGAGCAGGUAAUAUUGAUUUGAAUUGUGUUUUUUUUUUACCUUUCUCAGAGGGAAAAGUGCUUAUAUUUCUAAAAAUGUCUCGUCUCAGAGGCCCCUACAAAGAAACGCCUAAUUUUUAUUUAUGCUGACUGUAUUCAUUUCAAUACAGCAUACUAACAUUAGAUUAAAAGAUGUGUAUUUGCAAGCCAGGACCCAAGACAGCAGCUUGAUGAAUUUCCUUAAUGUAGUCAUUUGUAUCUGUGCUGCUCCUUUUCCGGCAGCGAAGCUCCUUCAUUUAAUUAAAUCAGUCACCCUCAGCCAUCAUGCAUGAUUUCAAUAUUUAUAGAGACUUGCGUAGAGUUGCACACAUUUGUAAGUUUGCUUUUACCAGAUUAAUAUGCCUCCAUACAAGGAAAAACAGAUUUUAUGAAUAAAUAAACGCUGUUCAGAAGAUCAUUAUACAUUAUAAAAUACACUGAUGCUCCUGCUUAAGAUAAACCCUUUGCAGCACCUCUAAAUAUUUCUUAUGAUUUUCAGUUGUCAGCUUCCUUUUAGUCACAGUUUGAAAGUCACUGUGAGUUUAACGCCGUGCAGCUUGCCGUGCGGCGGCGGAGUGAAUGAUAGAUUAUCUGCUGUGCAGUACAGCUCACUUUGGUGUUUAUCGGUCGUGUCCGCAGUCCGGGUGCGCUGCAGAAAGCUUUUUUUUUUUUCCUUCUCCUUCUUAUUGUCGGCUCCUAUGCAAAAGGUCACGUUUCAUGUUUGUCCCCCAUCUGCCUCAGUGGACCAAAGGGAAGUGUUGAUUCUGUGUUUUGAAUGAAUGCUAUCAGCGGGAAGCAGAGACCAGAACCAGAACCAUUCAUCUUCCUAACAGUGCAGCUGGGAUGACACACUCUGUGUUAGAAGGAGUGUUUUAUCAGGCGGCUGGGGGAGAACAAACACAAACCAGCUGAAGUGCAGCAUUGACACCGUAUGAAUCUGCGACAUAAUAAUGCAUCUGCGGCUGCAGCUGCACACACCAAAUUCACAGCUGUAGACAUUUUUUUCUUCUGUCAGCUCACUUUUCUCUUUGUUUGCAUAAGUAUUCAUACUUGUCACAUUACAGCCACAAACAUUUGCUUAUAUACAAACAAAAUUGUGUAUCAUUUUGAAGAGAAAGAAAACUGAUAGACAGUUUUUGGUUAUUUUUUUACAAAUUCAAAUUAAAAUGCAUUUGUCCUCAGGCCCCAUAAGUAAUAUCAGUGUAACAUCCAUUUUUACAAAGAUUGCAGCUGCAAAUCUUUAAAGCUUUCCUUUACCAGCUUUGAAAAGUUGCUAAUUAGUUGGGUUGGAUGGGAAACAUAAGUCAGCAACAAUUUUUAAGUCAUGCCUCAGUUGAUGCAGGAAUAGACUUUGACAGGGCCAUUCUAAUACAUAAAUGCUUUCAGCAAAUCAUUCCAUGGUAUCUUUGGUUGUAGGUUUUGCAGUAUUGUUAUUUUUUAUGAUUGUCUUGUAUUUAGGCUCUGUUCACUCUGAAGUAGCAUCAACAUAUCCUGAUCUUAUGUCUUUCUUUCAACGUGACUGGCUUGUUGCCACUUGUUCACCAGUGCGACAUAUAAACAGUCUCCAAUCUGAGCUGUGAAUCUCCUCUGAAGUCACGUUGGUCGCCAUGGCUGCUUUUCUGAUCAAUGCGCUCCCUCUCUGGCCAAUUUACGGAGGUCUGAAUUGUUUUGCAGCUGGGUCAAAUGAUCCCCAUGAGAUGUUCAAAUUGUGGGACGUUGCUUAAAAACCUCACCCUACUUUUAACUUAUUUGAUGCGUUGCUUCAUCUCUAGGAUUUUGUUUGUUCACUAAUGUUCUCUAACAAACCUCGAGGCCUUCACAGAACAGAUGAAUUUAUAUAGAGAAGUUACACACAAGUGAUCUAUAAUAAGUAAAUUUGUAGCAUAGGUAUAGCAUAAAUGGGCUUAUGCUGUGUUAUUUUAUUUGUGAAAAUAACAAAAACAUUUAUUAUUUCCAUUUGACUUCACCGUCAUGCAGAACAUUGUGUUUGUUGUCUGUCUUAUAUAAUCUGCAUACAAUUCGAUGAAGUUUGUGGCUGUACUGCAACAAUUCUCAAAGAUAUUUAUUUUUACUUUAGGACGCUAAAUAAAGUGAGUUUCACAAAGCAGCCACCUUCAACAAGAUGUUCAGUGCCCAAAAAAACUUUUAAGAGGAAAUCACUUUAGUUGGCUAUCAUUUGCUCACAGUGACAUUUGCAUUACAAUUGAAAAUGAAACAAAAUUGUUUCAUUUCAAAGAGGCAUAUGAAAUGCAGGUUGAAUGUUUUAUACUUUGCAAAAGUAGCUUCUGGAAAGGCCUUGCAAAAAAUUAGGGGGCAAAUGUAUUUCUAACUUUAUGUUCAGAGAGGUUGGUACUCUUUUGGCAAGUUUAGUUUAGUUAUACUUAGAAACUUGUUGAGUUUUUAUAUAUAUUUGAAAUACUUACUAAUUUAGGAGUAAAGAGGGAGUUUUUCAACAGUUUCUGAUGCACCAACUAUUACUCAUGUUGUUUUCACUUAAUUAAUGUGUAAUCUCUUGUUUUGUGUAAAAUCAUCCCAAAUCCAAAUUAUUCUCAACAACUAAACUCCCCUUCCACAAGCUGAAAUGUUAACAUUUUUGCUUUAAUUAUAGCCUUUCCUCAUCAACUCAGUGAAAUCAACAUGACAUACAUUUUUCCCAGCACUUUGUUGCCCCAGUUUGGUUCAGCUUAGCUAUAAAACAAAGACAACAUUCUGGCAUUUUGACAGUUUUUUCCAGUUUAGAACUAAUUGGAUUCUUAAUGAUACAAGCAUGGGAUUACAAGCAAAUGCAUUGUGCAAAUUGAAACAUGCAGUAAAAUUAAUUCAAUUUACUUUUUUUUUUAGCUCAGUCAAUUAAUAUAUUGACUUGUAAGUUACUUUGUUAUGAGAUUAAGUUAAAUACUAGUGAUGGUCAACGGAUGCUGCUUCCAGAAAUGUUUCCACUCAAAUCAAAAAUAUGUAUUUACGGAUGUCAUUUGUUAUUUUCAGUUACAUCUUCUGGGAGUCUUUCUGGAAAUAAUUACAAUAGUCAAGCAGUAAUGUCCCAAGAACACAACUACGAUAGUCAGAUGUGUGUGCACAUCUGACUAUCUGCUAGGUAAGCCUCUGCCUGUCUUCAUCCUAUGUCUUCUUUGUAAUAGCUUUACUUACUACUUUACUUACUAACACCAUGUUUUGAAAUUUUCUUCUUUUUUCAAAUCACAUCUUGGGCCUUCACUUUUUUAUUCUGUAACUUUGAAACAAAAAAAAAGGAGAAAGCUUUAAGCUCUGCCCUUAAAGUCAAGAUUUUUGCAGAAUUAGGUACUUCCUCAGGUGAACUGAAGUAGCAUAGUGCAUGCUUCUGAGAAACAUCAUGAGGAGAUAGCAUGUUAAUUACAGCACAGAAUUAUACCUUCAUUUUAAUGCAUGUGGGUGCUUGCUUAUGCUAUCAAUAAUAUAUGUAACAUUUAGGCGUAAGAAGAGGCUCCCUUGCAAUAUUUUUACAAUGUACUGCAACCUUAGCAUUAAACAAUAUCUAUAUAUUCAGUAUUUAUUCAACACACGGUAUGUUCUAUGACAUAAAAGAAGAAGUGCAGGGCUCACGCAGAAUAAUGAGGAUACAAAAAACAUUUUCAUAAAAAUCUAGGGUUAGAUCAUUUCCCUGCAGCUGUAGGCGAUUAUAGUUAUUAGACUGAAAUUUUGAAACUGAUCAUUAGGGGGUAAUUGAUGUAGUGAACCCAACCUAUAAAACUUUGCUUUUUGCCUUGGUUACUUUCUUAUCAUGCCAUGUUUGUUGCCGUAUAUAAAAACACUUUUUGCUUUUCUAUAAAGUUUGCAUGUUGCUUUCGCUGUGACCUCUUUUAGUGCAGUGCAAGCACAUCGGGACGAAGCGUGUAAAUUACUACUGCUAUUUAUUUUUCCUACUUAGCUCUUGUUUGAGGAAGCCCAUUCCUGCCUCUUUGAUGAAAAAACAAAUAAACUUGUAUCAAAUUAUAUUGAAAUGCCUUGAAUUGGUUCUGUGACAUUAUAAAGAGAUGAGUGAAACAAGUCUGGCUUAAUAUAAAGAAAGAGGUGAUUUUAUAAAUCUAGUCUUACCAGUUUUGGAAGAAUCCCACAAUUUAAAAAAAAACAAAAACUGAAUGGUUGCCAGUUUGGCAGAGAAAAAAAUAACAAUUAUGAGAUAAAAGUUGUUUUUUUUUUAAUCAAAGCGACAGAAAUGGUCUUCCCUACUUGUCUAUCCCUCCGGGAGUAAAAGUUAAAUUCUCUACACCAAUCUGUGACUGCCUCUAAAUAAUUAUUAGCUGAUUUUUAUCAGAAAAUAGGUCAUUCCAUUUAGCUGUUGGAGCCACUUGAACCAUUCUGCACGCUGUAGCAUAGCAUCACUAACAUUAUAUUGCUGAAACAUUUAAGUAGCAUUUAUGUCAAAUUUGUAGCACUAGUGCCUAUGUGUGUCGUAUAUGACAUCUCUUAGUUGCAAUGCUCAUGUGAAAGAUUUUUUUUUUUUUUUACUUGUACAAAAGCUUUCUGGCAUUUCUUUGUUUAACUGGAGAUGAAAUUACACUUUACGGUAUCAGACGAGCAGGAAGCCACCAGUUGGAAAAACGAGGCAGAUAUGCAAUAGUGAGACAGGGUUUAGGGAUUUUAAAAAUGUUAUACUAAAUGUAAAGUAAAACUGCAAAGCAGUUUAUUGCAACUAUUUGAAAUAAUUUUACAUUCUUACAUUUACACCUAUCAUUGUUACUUAUUCUACUUAAGAGAUUUAACACUUUCAAACACCUCUGUUUAUGCUUUUCACAGAAAGACCAAAAGUUCACACAUGUAUCUAGGAUAAAAUUAAAUGUCCAGAAAGACAUUUAAAAAAGCAUCUGCUUUAAGAAAGAAUGCAUUAUAGUACAAGAUUAAGUUAUUUUUUUACCUUUAUUAAAUAACGCAUUUUGUCAUCUUAAAUGUUUAUUCUAUAUUUUAUUAAGGCUCGAAUGCAUUUUAUGUCUCCAUAGAUGUAAAGAAUCUGUACUUUACAGAUGUAAUAAUGUAUAUGCUGGUUUUGUUGCGAUGUAACUUUAAAGCAUUUAAAAACGACUUAAAGCUGCUUGUAGGCCGGGGCUCAUGAACGUCAUUAACCCUUGCUGUUACUUUGUUGCAACAUGUAUAGUGAUAGUUUGCUUUAGCAAAUUUAAUUGAAGCAUCACAUUUGAAUAAAAACUAUAUUUUGAUGAUUGAAACUAGAAAUUAUAUACUUUCUAUACAUGCAUCCAUUUAUUAAACCACUUACUAUAAUGCUUGUUACUGAACUUGUAUAAUCACAAGGAAAGCAUUAGCACCUUUAACAACAAAGUAUGGAAGUAACCUUUUAAAAUAAACUAUUGUUAUACAUUU
Molecule: messenger RNA, 8701 nt
Organism: Xiphophorus hellerii (green swordtail)
Lineage: Eukaryota; Metazoa; Chordata; Actinopteri; Cyprinodontiformes; Poeciliidae
Gene: pex5la
Product: peroxisomal biogenesis factor 5-like a
Exons: 15
Coding region: 530-2395 (621 amino acids)
Biological process (GO): protein import into peroxisome matrix, docking
Cellular component (GO): cytosol; peroxisomal membrane
Molecular function (GO): protein binding
Source: RefSeq, a predicted model, not a curated record